AAACCGCGACGGCUAAGGCUAAAGCGCGUUGUCGUUCUCCAACUCCAUCAAUAAACAAAUAUGGUCGCCACACAUUGAAUUUCUUUUAAAUUUUUGUGUGGUGUUAUCUGAAUUAAUUGUAAAGGUGAGUUUAAUUUUCAUAUGCGACUUAGCUCACUUUUGUAAUAUCAUAUCAUUAAAGAUGCCUUAUGUUGCUGUAGUGAAUCCUGACGAAUUAAGUUAGGUUAGGCCAAUUUUACUACCAUUUAUACAUUUUAUUCUCUUCAAUUUCAAUUCCAAGUUGCUGCUUGAGGUAUAUUUUUAUUUACUGCAUAUGUAGGGCAGUAUGAUGUCAUACAAACUAAGUGUGUGUUACUGUUGGCGUACUCGGUGUAUCGAACGACUGCUCUUUUGUAAAAGUAUUCGUUACUCAGAAGACGAGACACAAGUUAAUAUUUACUGCAAUUUUACGUACAUGUACUCGUUUCCAACAAUUGGAUCUUUUCGGCUCAUGACGCAUUCUGUGCUUAUUAUGUUUUGAGCAAUGAUUAUGGUUCGUUUUUGGUAUGGAUCGAUCAAAAAAAAAGAAAAUUUGAUUCGUAAACAACUUCACAAUGCUGUUGCACUUUUGGAAGUGGAUGCAGUGGCAACUAACCGUUCACAGAGUCAUUCAUUUUUUUGUGAUUCAACCACGGCAAAGUCUAUUUUCCAACAACUAAAGAUGUUAAAAAUAUUAGAAAUGCGAUCGAAACUGCUGUAGAACCUUCAUCUACAUGGCCCAGCUAUAAAGUUAAAAUACUUUCACGUUGUGAUAAUUUUGCGCAAGCGGAUAGACGUGCUGCACGUGGUACAAAUAGUGAUAAUGUCUCAUCACAUGGUGAAGAAAUUGGAAAUACCUCGGGAAAUACUCGAGUUCGUAAACCUCCACUACGUUAUGCAUCUGAAGCUGAAACUAGUUCCGAGAGCUACCAAAGUGAUGGUGGUUCAUCUAGGGCAGCAACUCCGCCGUUAAGAGUGAAUGACAGUGUUCAUUCUCAAUGGACCAAAAAAACGCUUCUGUCUGCGAAGGGCCAAAAACAAACCAAUUCGUCGUAUGUGUUUCAUAGAUGCUUCCAUGAACACUCCCACAAAUUUUGAAUCAUCAGCUGGAAAUUUGCAACGUAAAACGUUUCGCCAUGAAACCGACACUGAAAAUCAAAUUUUCAAUUUACUCAGAGAUUUACAACGGCGUGUGGUUAGAAUGGAGCUGAAAAUUGAUCAACUACAAGAAGGAAUGGAUCGCCAAAUUCUACUUUCUGCUAAUAAUGUGAUUAACGAAGACGUAUUUAAAGAUAUUAAAGAAUUUCUUCCAUUAAAAACAAUUCAACAACUUGUAGAUUUUGAAGAGCUCCUGAAGCUGAAGUUUGAUUCAGCGGCAAAAUUGCUUGGUUUAGAAGGAGGUGAAAAUGUGAAACAUGCCACAAGAAAUGUGAUGCGACAACUAUUUUCAGAUGAAUUUUCUAAAGGUUUUUCCUGGAAAGGGGCCAAGGGAAAGAAAGCAUUAAAUUCAUAUGAAAGAACUGCACAACUUAUUAUUGAAUCUGUGCGUCAAAAUCAGAAGACAUCUAAUGCUACAUCUUCUGAUAUAAUUGCGGCAGCAAAGUAUUAUCUAGUAAAGUUGACGGAACGCCUAAAAAAAAAAGAAGCGAACGUAAUCAACAAUGCAGAUAUAUAAUAGCAACAUAACAAUCAACGGUAUAGAUAUAAUUAGAUACUCAUAUCUUAUAAUGUAUUUUACUGUGCAAUAUAUAUUUUUUGACAACCA
Molecule: messenger RNA, 1783 nt
Organism: Photinus pyralis (common eastern firefly)
Lineage: Eukaryota; Metazoa; Arthropoda; Insecta; Coleoptera; Lampyridae
Exons: 8
Coding region: 998-1693 (231 amino acids)
Source: RefSeq, a predicted model, not a curated record